This is a messenger RNA of Manis javanica (Malayan pangolin), 2288 nucleotides long. It is a transcript of the gene EBI3, whose product is annotated as Epstein-Barr virus induced 3. Gene Ontology annotation, molecular function: cytokine receptor activity; protein binding. The record is from RefSeq and is a predicted model, not a curated record. Lineage: Eukaryota; Metazoa; Chordata; Mammalia; Pholidota; Manidae. Gene Ontology annotation, cellular component: membrane.
GCUUCUCGGCUCUUCCAGCCAAGGCCAGGGAGGUGGGGCGUGGCUGUGGAACCCCUGCAUGUCCGGCGUGCCCCCGGGGGUUUCCUGGCGUCCUGGGCAGGCACUGUAUGUCCCUCAGGGACUCAGCCAGUCCCCGGCCAUCUCUGUCGCCGAGAGCACGUCCUCAGGUGGUGCCUGCCUCCCCAGGGCUUGUGUUCCUGCCUCUCUGCGGCCCGGAGGGUGGCGUGCGGCUGGCAGGCUCCUGAUGGCAGAGUCCGCCAAGGCCAUGGCGCCGAGAAUACUCCUGGCCCUCACCCUCUGGGUGGGCUGCUCACCCUGCUGUGGGAGAGAAGGGGCUGCCACCCAGCCUAGGGUACGGUGCUGGGCCUCUAGGUACCCGAUCGCUGUGGAUUGCUGCUGGACUCUGCCACCCGCUCCACACCCUACCAGGCCCACAUCCUUCAUUGCCACGUACAGGCUCGGCGUGGCUGCCCAGAGGGAGAGCUGGCCCUGCCUCCAGCCGACACCAGAGGCCACCACCUGCACCGUCCCAGACAUCCAGAUGUUUUCCAUUGUGCCCUACGUGCUCAACGUCACAGCCGUCCAUCCCUGGGGCGUCAGCAGCAGCUUUGUGCCCUUUGUCCCCGAGCACAUCAUCAAACCAGACCCUCCAGAAGGCGUGCGCCUGAGCCCUCUCCCUGGGCAGCGCCUGUGGGUGCAGUGGGAACCCCCCCAGUCCUGGCCCUUCCCAGAGAUCUUCUUGCUCAAGUACUGGCUUCGAUACAAGCGUCAUGGCUCUGCCCGCUUCCGCCUGGUGGGGCCCAUUGAAGCCACAUCUUUCAUCCUCAGGGCCGUGAGGCCCCACGCCAGGUACUGCAUCCAGGUGGCUGCUCAGGACUUCACCGACUACGGGGAAUCCAGUGACUGGAGUCUCCCCACCACUACCUCUGUGACCCUGGGCAAGUAGUGGGGGCUUCCCAACACCCUUGAAGAGGGUCUAGGUCCUUGCCAUCCACCCUCCACUGUCGCCCACUCAAGGGUGGAUGGGACCCGACUGGCCUGGGUUCACUGCUGCUGAGUUGCUGGGCAACCUUGGACAAGUGUGUCUGCCUCUCUGAGCCUUAGUCUCUCAAUCUGAAACGGGGAUGUACUUCCUUCUUUGGCUACUGUGCAGGGCUUUGUGAACUAUAAACAUGAGAUUUUUUUAUUGUUUAUAAAUGGAAUCAGGACCCCUCUUUCUUCGACAGACCCAGAUGGGUACAAGAGAGGAGGCUGGGAGGGAGGACAGAGGCAGAGACACACAUAGAAUCCCCUCUCUGUGGAGGGGGUCAAGCAGGACCAGAGGAAGAUACUAGGGUUGGGAGAGUUGGUGUGGGCCUACCUUGGAUGGGAGGGUGGAGUCCAUUCAGUUCAGCAGUUUGGUCCCCUGAAAAGGUACUCAGGUAUGAUUCCCACAGGGAAUGGACACAAAGAGGACAUGAAUUUGUCUGGGAAGAUUUUUUUGAGGAGGGAGCAAAGCAGCCAGGCCCUGAAGGUCAAAGAAAACCCAUGGGCUUGUCUGUGAAUGUCACUCAGAUCGCAACUCAAAAAGUCACCUCCUCCAAGAAGCCUUCCCUGACCACUUCAUCUGUGUCAGGCAGAAUAACAGCUCCUUAAAGAUCUCCAUAUCCUAAUCCUCAGAACAUGUGAAUAUGGUGCCUUACACAGCAAAAGGGAUUUUGCAGAUGUGAUUAAGAAUCAUAGGAGCCUUGAUUUAAGGACUAAGGAUAUUAUAAUUAAGUUAUAACAACAUCAAAGAGGAUUAUCCUGGAUUAUCUGGGUGGCCCCAACAUGAUCACAAGCGUCCUUAUGAGCAGGAGGCAGGAGAGUCACAGGGAGAGACAAGUACGAUGUGACUGUGGAUCAGAGGCCAUGAGCCAGGGAAUGUGGGCAGCCUCUAGAAGCUGGAAAGUCGAGGAAACUGAAGUCUUCCUGACCACACAUUUCAGACUUCUGACCUCCAAAAUUAUCAGAUAAUUAAAUAUAUGUUGUUCGAAAACAUUUAGCUUGUGGUCAUUUGUUACAGCAGCCCCAGGAAGCUCAUACACCAUCUAAAGUAGCCCCUUCUCAACACUUCCCAUAUGUUACCCUGUUUUAUUAUUUUCAGAUCACUUACCAGGACUCCGAAAGGGUCCUUUUUGGAUGUUUACGUUUGUCUCACCUAACAGUGAACCCUGUGAAGCCUGGAAUCUUGGUUUGUUCUCUGGCGUGUCCCCAGUGACUGAGCACGUAUCUGACACAUAACAAAAUUUAUAAAAUAAAGGGGGGUU